This is a messenger RNA of Trypanosoma conorhini, 1803 nucleotides long. RefSeq lists its product as uncharacterized. The coding region runs from base 1 to 1803 and encodes 600 amino acids. Lineage: Eukaryota; Euglenozoa; Kinetoplastea; Trypanosomatida; Trypanosomatidae. Gene Ontology annotation, molecular function: protein binding. The record is from RefSeq and is a predicted model, not a curated record. The transcript has a single exon.
AUGCGGAGAUGCUGCUGCGACGCCGUCAUCGCGGAGCUGCUGCGCCGGGUGCCGCACCGCCGGCAACGCGGCGGCCGCAGCCACGAGGAGGCGAAAAAACGGUCUCCCGUCGACGGCCUCACCACGUCGCUGCUUUGCAUCGCGGCGUCCACGGCGGGCGGCGCGGCCGCGGCGCAGGCAGCAUGCGAUGCCUCUCCGCCUCGCGUCGAUAGGCACGCGAAGGACCCGCAGCGCGUCGUGAGCGCGCUGGCAGCUGCUUCCCAGGGCGCAGCGGCGCCGCAGACGCCGCGGAUUCUGCGGGCGCUGCUCCUAAAGAGCAGGAGGGAGUCCGCCGGCACGCACCAGGACGCGGGGCGAGCCCCUCCCGCCUGCCCCAUGGCGGAAUCGGCGGUGGGCGCGGGGGGAGGGGCGGGUGCGGCCAUCGCGCAGAUGGACGAGGAAGUGGUUGCGACGUGGUAUGCUGCAUUUCAGCUCUUUAGCGAGGCCGUGGCGCGGCACACCGUUGCUCCAUCCAUUGCACACAUCAACGUGCUGCUGGGCAUCACUGUUCGCGAGAGGCGUUGGCGGCAGAUGCGGCAGGUGGAGAUGUUUCUCGACAGCAUCCUCACCUCCGAGGCUGGCGGAGGCGAGGAAGAGGCGCUGCGUACGCUGGACGCCGUCGCUGAUGUCCGUGGCCCGCCCCAACCGGCCGCUUCACUCCAGCCAAAUUCUGAGACCUACGAAUGGUUCAUGGCCGCCGCGGUCUCACGGGGACACUGGGAAGAAGCACUGCUGUGCUUUGACGGCGCACGUGAGGCGUGUUUGCCGGUCUCUGAUGGCCUGCUACGACUGGCGCUGGAGGCCUAUCGCCUUGGAGGUGUGCACUCAAUCAUAGGCGCAGCCGGCAGCGGCCACGGCAGGACGCUGCUUGUGCCGCUGCCGACAGACCAUCGGGGGCCAUUCCUGCAUCGUAUGGCUGCCGCAAGGCCCGUUUCCGGCUCUCCCGCCGUGCGAAGGGAGACGGCGGCGCCAGAACAUUUAUGGGAGGCGGCGCUGCUGCUUUUCUCCUCAUUCCUGCAUCGUGUGCGGGAGCGAGAGACGGUGCUGCUGUUCAUGUCCAUGAUGGCGGCGGCGGGAAGGCACCUGGCCGUGCUGGACGCCUACCGUGACUGCAGCCGUACGGUGGACCUCGGCGACGGGGUUCUGCCCCUCCUCAGCACUGCGGCUCGCGAAGUUGGGGACUGGGCGCUGAGUCUGCGUCUGCUGCGGCACCUCGCGGCGGCGCAGCCGGAGGCGCAGGGGACGAAGUUGGGGCGGCGGGUUUUGGAGGACGCCCUUCUCGUGCUUCGCAGGUCGCAGCAGUACGCCAAGAUGCUUUGGCUGCAUCUGAGCCUCCCCGCCGGCAUGUGGACCGCGCGGGGCCGGGUGAUGGUGGCGCAGGCCGCCAUGGUGCAGCGCGACCUCCCGCUGCUUCUCCAACUGCUUGAGGCGGCGGAGGCAAAAGGGCUGCCGGGCCGUGCAGAAGACGACGACGACGACGACGACGUUGCUGCGGUGCUCUGCCACCCGCUCAGGCACCCCGCCGCGUCUGCCGCGUCUGCCGUUGUGCCAGAGAGAUGUACGACAUCGUGCUGCGCAGCAUUCAGCUGGAGCUCAUUCACCGCCGCUUUGACGUCGCGACACCGCGACAUCACGCCCUGCAAGAUCUCACAUCGCUUUCCUUGGCGGUUUACGAGAGGUUUCUCCAGAGCGCACGGCGGCAGCUUUCCGGGGCUGAGAAUGCCUCAUGUGGGACCUCGCUCGCCGUGUAUGCGCCGCUGCUGA